AGGGUUGUGGAGAAACCUGCCUGUCCGCUCAGAGCAGAGAGAGGAGGAGCUUGUGGGGUGUGGGACUCCAGACAAAGGAGACAUAUACACACUGACACUGGAUCACAGGAGCGAAAGAAGAGGCAGACAGUUGGAGAGCUUCACUUUUUAUCUACACAGGAGACAAUCCUCAACUCCUGGACUACUUUAUCUGUGUGUGUGAAUCGUGGAAAACUUUGUCUUCCCAUGUUUUUCAGCUGUAUGGACUCAUCUAUGAGCUGAGGGAUGUUUGUGUCAAAGCAGUGGUUACCAUAUGCUGCUUGUAGUGUGCAAAAGAGUGUGGGUUAGUAUGUUUGGGAUGGAAAAGUGGGGCUGGCGCGGCCUACAGCUCUACCUUUAGCUGUAUGCCAUGGGGGGUUGCCAUAGUUACCCCUCAGCUAAGAAGGCAGACAGCAAGACUCUUCAGCUGUCUGACAUCAGCGAUGAAAAACUGUAAGUUGUAUUUCUGUUUUCUUGACUUUAUCAGCCUUCCACUCAUGUUUUAUGUCUGAGCUUUUAUUCUGAAAGGGCCUGCUCAAAUGUAAAGAUGUAGUUAUUGGAGAGCUGGCUUCUCAUGGUAAACUGAGGAAUGUUCUCCAGAUAAGAGAGAGAGUGUGGGUCACAUAUUUGUCUGAUGGCAUCAGUGAAGGUGGAUUCCUCCAACAGCGGGAACACAUGUAAGCUCCAAACCAAGACCAGGAAAGACUUUGUGUCCGAGUAAAUAUUUUCUCUAGGAUGAAUCUUUUAAAAGGCAGCUGGCUGUGCAACAAGAGGGCUGUUUAUUUCCCCCACACGACUCAGCAGAGGUGAAGGUAAACAGACGCCAGGGAGUAGGGGAGCAGGGUCAUUCACAGAGGAGUGUGUUUACACACAAACACAACAUUACAAGUAGCUCCGGGUUCAUUGUGUUUGUGUGCUGACGGGGACUGGUAGCCAAGAGGCGGUAAUUGAGUUAAUGCCAUGGAGCCGGAGCAGAGCAGGAUGUUAACAAAAGAGGUUCCUGUGGACACAAGGGAAGUCUGUCAUGGUUUGGAUUUACACCCACUGUACCUUUGUAAAGCUAAUGUUUACAUUCACCUCUAUCAAUAUCCCUACCUUUCUACCUCUCCUGACUUUAACUUUGACAAAGACUAGCCGUCUAGACCAUGAAACUAUACUAUAUCCACACACAGCAGAGUACAGUGAAACCCCCAUAGAGAGCUCUGUGUUUCCCUUAUCUCAGUAUGCAAGGUCACACUGAAUAAACGCUCAGCUGCUGGGAGUGCGCACGGCAAAAAUUUGAGCCCAGCAGCUGCCUGACUCUACUACUUUGAAAUGUCCACUUAUGCAAAGCGCCACCUUAAAGUGUAGCUAUCAGAGUCACAGAGUAGGCCAUUCAUCAUCACAACACCCAGCCUACGUCAAAGAAGCCUCCUUGUUUGCAUAAAGUCAAAUCAUGCUGCCAAGCUUGACUUACCGCACAUGUUGGCACUCACAAACAUCAUUCCUGCUCACACUCUAUCGUUAUUACAAGUUCCUAGGCCGCCAGUGUAAUGUUGAUGAUAAUAGAGCUCUACCUGUAGCUUAUGUGGAGGUAUCGGCAGGCCCCGGCUCUUCAACAUUAUCUUGCCCAACAUAAGUCUUUGCACUUAUUUGUUGGGUUUGCACUGAGUGCUGCAGCAGUGAGCUUCAUUAGAAGUAAUUACCCCGGCUCUGGAUUGACUGCCUCCAUUACAUUAACUGCCUGUUUAUUGGAUAUUCAGGUCUGCAGUUACAGCAGUGUUUGCAUGUGUUUGCAUGUGUGUGUGUGUGUGCCAGCCACAGAGAGAGCAGAACAGAUGACAGGGCCAGAGAGUGCAAAAUGUGUUAUCUGUAGGUUGCAGCUGGAGUAACUAAUCCACUGACCUAUUGAUAAUUUCUACAAUUUCUGUCUCUGCCUCAUUAACUUUGUUCUGUUCUCUCAAGGGGAAUUAAUAACAACAUUCUCGAGGAGCGUCCCUAUCUACAGCAGCAGAAUGUGAGCCAGCAGAUUUCAUAUACUGACAUGGUGGCCCUCACGGUGCUGCCCCCUGGUGUCGACCAGGCAGAGUGGCUCGCCAGUAAUAGUGAGUAGAGCCCUUUAAACACAAUACGUCUGCAGCAUCUGGACGCUGCCUUCUCACUCUCUUUACCUCUGUUCCUUCUUCUGCAACAAACACAAAUACACACAAACUAAUUAUCUUUUCAUUGACUUCUUCAGCUGUGGCAUUUUUCAAGCAUAUAAACCUGUUCUCAAGUGCACUGUCUGAGUUCUGCACUCCCAGCACCUGCCCGACAGCCUGUGGACCGGGUGACACGUAAGUGACCGGGCAUCCAACAGCUACCAAGGCUCAUCCCUUUAAGAGUAAAAGAAAACAAGAAAGAAUCAUUUAUAAGUCAAUACCACUUUACUUUAACUGCAGGGAUUCUGAGAUGAUCACAAAUUGCUGUUCUGGGGUCUGUUUUUGAUGCGUUGGGUAGCACUGUAUAGCUGUGACAUGGAUCUUUGGUAUAUAGUGCAGAUCCUUUCUUACAUGAAAACAUUUUGUGUGUUAGGGGGAAAAAAACAUAUAUAGGUCCCUUUUGUGAAGGGCUAUUGGAUAAAUUGCCACAGGUGUUGAAACUUGAGUUAACAUUAGUAGGAUCUCAUAAAAGGAGAAAAAACUGAGGUGUGUUAGGUAGUAUCUGUAGCUUGCUCAUCAUCUUCACCUGAGGUUAUCAGCUUGAAUACAAGCCUACUAUGGAAUUACAUCUGUUUCUUUGACUUGAAAUGCAUUGUGGGUACUAUCUGGACUUCAAAACUGGGGAAGAAUGCAUGGUUUAAAACAGCGGUUUUCUUGAAUUGUGCUGCACAGAUUUAAAAACUGCUUAAAUAUAUUAAUUCCUGAAUAUAAAAACACUUUAUAUCUUAAACACAGUUAUAACCUGCAUCUGUCCUAGAUUGAGGUCUUGGAAUUUAAAUCAGUGUAUUUGUGUUUUUUUGGUGUUCUCAGUGUUUAUGUUUGGACGGAUGACCACGGCAGGAAGCUGAAGUGCUCUGCUCCGCUUUACUUUGACUAUGCUAUGUCGUAUAUUCAGGAGCUAUUGACUGAUGAGGAGGUGUUCCCCACAAAAGCAGGUAAGAAACAACUAUUUAUGCUGAAUAGUUGUCCGUCAACAUGCCCCAAUUUUAAGCCCGUCUCAUUCAUCAACUUUUUUCCAGGUUCAGUGUUUCCUACGGGGUUUGUCUUCCUGGUCCAGAAGGUGUUUUUGCUAUUUUUCAGGACUCUUGCACACAUUUACUGUUCUCACUACAGAGAGACACUUGCAUUGGGCCUGCACCCACACCUCAACACACUCUUCGCACACCUCACCCUCUUCUGUCAGCAGCACAGCCUGUUGGACCCAGAGGACACUGAGCCGAUGCAGGACCUCAUCACGGCUCUGGGACAGCAAGCCUGAUCCUAUAAAGCAGACACACACGAUAUACACUCACAUUUUCACACAUCCACUCUUUUGUUAUAUAUGUGUAUGUCUUGUAUCUUAUGGACAGUUUUGAAGAAUGAAGAAGUUUUGCUUUCAAAAACUUUCAAUCAAACCUGACCAGAUUUGUACAGUCUGGUCCUGCUGUAUCAGUUAUUAUGAUACUGUGUGAAUUAUUAUACUGCAUGUUUGUGUAUUCUUACGUACCUGGCAUUAUUAUCUGAAAAGGUCAAGGUCUUCAGGAUCAUUUAUGGAGAGAGACUUUUCCUGCAAGACAUCAACUGACACAGAGUUCACAGUUAUUAUGAACAAAAAAAGUGCCAUUGUUUCAUUUUGAUCAUUUGCAAAAAACAAACACAGAAAGGUGGUGUGAUGAUGCAAGUGUGAUUUUAUUUCCACGACUGCAUAUGCAUGAAAGAGCUUACCUCUGCAUCUGUAUGUACAACCUGUACCCUACAAUAAACAGUUAUGAAGGUAGCUUCAAAAAUACAUCUCACUCUGUUUAGUAUUGUAAUUUAGUAAGCGAUGGAAGCCUCCUUUUGGGUAUUUGAUUUUAGGGAAACAGCACCACCUCCUGGCACUCUGUAUGUGCCACAUUUUAACCUUCACUGUCAGCUGCAGUGCACCGCAGAGUGUAAAUGUCUGAUUGGUUGGCUGCAGCACAUUGGAUCUGAAAUAAAACAACCAAAAUGACAGUAAAGUGCUGAGUUUCAGCUUUCCCGCAAAGGUGUAGUAAAAAAAAAUAACAGCACUGUUUAUCAAAGGUCCUUCAUUAUUUCUCUGCACCACUAACAUCCUCCUGUAUCCUUUGAGCUGGAAAGUCAGCACUUACUGUAAACCUGUGUCAUCGCUUCAUUUUCAAUUCAGUGCCUUGGAGCGAAGCCAAAAGCUGUUACAGUAUGAUUGGACUGAACUGUAGAUCUUCACAGAAAUAAAUGUUGGGCCUGCUUAUCCCCACAGUCAGCAGAUGCAGUUGUAUCGAGAAUAAAUGUCUUUAAAACGGCCUUAAA
Xyrichtys novacula (pearly razorfish) is the source of this 4487-nucleotide messenger RNA. The record is from the annotation of a GenBank genome assembly. Lineage: Eukaryota; Metazoa; Chordata; Actinopteri; Labriformes; Labridae.